AUGUGCCUGAGCCACAGGCACCUGCCAGGCCUAGAAGCUUCCACGCUGAGCCUGGGCGAGCACCUGCGCAUCUGCCCCCAGGGCUACACCUGCUGCACCAGCGAAAUGGAGGAGAACCUGGCCAACCGCAGCCGAGCCGAGCUGGAGAGCGCACUGCACGACACCAGCCUGGCCCUGCAGGCCACCCUGGCUGCCCAGCUCCGCGGCGUGGACGACCACUUCCAGCAGCUACUGAACGAGUCGGAGCGCAGCCUGCAGGACGCCUUCCCCGGGGCCUUCGGGGAGCUGUACACGCAGAAUGCCGCUGCCUUCCGGGACCUGUACGCAGAGCUGCGCCUCUACUACCGGGGCGCCAAGCUGCACCUGGAGGAGACGCUGGCCGAGUUCUGGGCGCGGCUGCUGGAGCGCCUCUUCAGACAGCUGCACCCCGGGCUGCUGCUGGCCGAUGACUACCUGGACUGCCUGGGCAAGCAGGCCGAGGCCCUGCGGCCCUUCGGGGACGCCCCACGGGACCUGCGCCUCAGGGCCACCCGCGCCUUCGUGGCUGCCCGCGCCUUCGUGCAGGGCCUGGGCGUGGCCGGCGAUGUGGUCCAGAAGGUGGCCCAGGUGCCUCUGGGCCCAGAGUGUUCCCGGGCCGUCAUGAAGCUGGUCUACUGCGCCCACUGCCUGGGCGUUCCUGGCGCCCGGCCCUGCCCCGACUAUUGCCGAAACGUGCUGAAGGGCUGCCUUGCCAACCAGGCCGACCUAGACGCCGAGUGGAGGAAUCUUCUGGAUUCCAUGGUGCUCAUCACGGACAAGUUCUGGGGCCCGUCGGGGGCGGACAGCGUCAUCGGCAGUGUGCACGUGUGGCUAGCAGGAGCCAUCAACGCCCUCCAGGACAACAAGGACACACUCACGGCCAAGGUCAUCCAGGGCUGCGGGAACCCCAGAGUCAACCCUCAGAGCCCUGCGGCUGAGAAGCAGCGCUGGGGCAAGCUGGCCCUGCCGGAGAAGCCCCCCACGGGCACGCUGGAGAAGCUGGUGUCUGAGGCCAAAGCUCAGCUCCGCAACAUCCAGGACUUCUGGAUCAGCCUCCCGGGGACCUUGUGCAGCGAGAAGAUGGCCAUGAGCACGGCCAGUGACGGCCGCUGCUGGAACGGGAUGGCCAAGGGGCGGUACCUCCCCGAAGUGAUGGGCGAUGGCCUGGCCAACCAGAUCAACAACCCCGAGGUGGAGGUGGACAUCACCAAGCCGGACAUGACCAUCCGGCAGCAGAUCAUGCAGCUGAAGAUCAUGACCAACCGGCUGCGCGGUGCCUACAGUGGCAACGACGUGGACUUCCAGGACUCCAGCGAUGACAGCAGCGGUUCAGGCAGUGGCGGCGGCUGCCCAGAUGACGUCUGUGGCCGAAGGGUUGGCAAGAAGAGUUCCAGUGCCCGGACGCCCUUGACCCACGCCCUCCCGGGCCUGUCGGAGCGGGAGGGGCGGAAGAUCUCGGGGGCCUGCCGCUGCCAGCCCCGCCCCCUGCUCCUGCUCCUGCUCCCCAGCCUGGUCCUCGCGGUGGCCAGGCCGUGGGGGCGGUAACCGCCCCUCUGCUCUGAGGACUAUGGCCGAGGACUGCCUUUGCC
Molecule: messenger RNA, 1607 nt
Organism: Dipodomys ordii (Ord's kangaroo rat)
Lineage: Eukaryota; Metazoa; Chordata; Mammalia; Rodentia; Heteromyidae
Gene: Gpc1
Product: glypican 1
Exons: 9
Coding region: 1-1563 (520 amino acids)
Biological process (GO): negative regulation of fibroblast growth factor receptor signaling pathway; cell migration; regulation of protein localization to membrane
Cellular component (GO): extracellular region; plasma membrane; cell surface
Molecular function (GO): fibroblast growth factor binding
Source: RefSeq, a predicted model, not a curated record